This is a messenger RNA of Drosophila eugracilis, 2759 nucleotides long. RefSeq lists its product as uncharacterized. The record is from RefSeq and is a predicted model, not a curated record. Lineage: Eukaryota; Metazoa; Arthropoda; Insecta; Diptera; Drosophilidae. The transcript has a single exon. Bases 708 to 2033 code for a protein of 441 amino acids.
AUGUACUCUACAUAUUGAGGCUGCGUUUUCCACCCCAUAAGAGACAUUGAGGUUUCCCUGUUUUUUUUGGGGCAAAGAACUAAAUUUGGCAUUGUGGGACUUCUUCUAUAGGCGGCACACGCCCAUUUGAGUUUUGAGUUAUAGAAAUUUGAAAUUAUGAUAUUGUAUCUAACAAGAUGCUCGGUAAGAUAGUUAGUUGAUGAUAGUAAAUACGACUUUCUACUCAUCAUAAAAACUAAGUCACCCAAGACUAAACAGUAGGCAGGGAUUUAAACUUUCAGAUUACUUCACUUCGAGCCUUCUAUAGAUAUAUACAUAACACAUACACCCUUCAUUCGAUCGGCAAAAUUUCUCUUUCGGCAGCACACAAAAAACUGUUGUAAAUUAACGUAUCUGUAUCGUGUUCUUCUGUUGGGUUGUUGGUCCUAACUGUAAAGACUGCCUCCCUUUCCCGGUUUUCCUCCAGACCGUAGUUAACAAGAAUAUAAAGCCCAACGAAGCCGUUACGCAAAAAUAAACUUAAUUAUAAUCUCGGUAACAAUCAUCAUAUAUAAUAUCAACAACUAUAUAGAAAUAAUACCCGGAGCCGAAAUCAAACAAAAGCGCCGUCCAGUCAAAACAAAUAACAAAUCAGCUGAUAUAAACUCUCAUCGUAGAAAUCGUACGCAUUCUGACGCAGUAAUAUCCUGGCAAAAGACGACGGACCAAUGGAGGAUAUGCAUUUGAAACUCGGUGAUCUGUCCCAGCAGACAUUGGCCGCUCGUCACAGUCUAAUACUGGGCCAGAAAUUGGGCGGUGCACUUCGUGGGCCACAGCAGCAGGCGCAGCAUCAUCAUCAUCAUCUGAACCACCAACUUAACCAAUUAAGCCAGUUGAAUCAAUUGAAUCAGCUCAAUCAUUUGAAUCAAUUAACUCAGCUCCGCCAGCAUCUUCAGAACCAACUAAGCCUGAAUCUUAAUCUCGGUUUUGGCCCGAAGCCGCACAACCUAACCCGCCCAAUGCAUAUGGGUCGGGGCUUGUGUUUUGGUGGUCUGGAUCUUGAUCUGGAUCUGGGUGGAAAUCUGGAAAGCAGCAGCAGUAGCAGCAGCAAUAGCACCAGCAGCAGUAGCAGCUGCAAUAGCACCAGCAGCAAUACCAGCCACACCAGCACCAACAGCAAUCUGGGACAGGGACAUGGAUCUGGGACUGGACUUGCUGGAUCAACAGGAAUCCAAGGUGAGGUCGAAUAUGUCCAUGAACCUGGCCAGGAAGAUGGUGAUUCUUUGAAUGUCAAGGGUCGAUGCAGUCUGGAAACCGCUAGCAAUACUGACGAAGGGGAUUCACAUUUGGAGGCUAAACAACAAACUUCAUCAACGAAAGAUGAGAAGGACAAGGACCUUCUGGUAACCAUUAAACCCUCCCCUUCCGUUAUGUUAAAGGCGGCCAAUUCUAAUCUAAAUGCCGACGCCACUGUCUAUACGAUGCCUGACAAAGUGGAGACCCAUUAUAAUGAUGAAAUUUUGCCUAAGCCAGAGUUUCGUCUCAAUGCCGAAGCAGCUGUAUUCACACCCUCAAUGCUGGGCUUGGGUUCCCUACUCCAGGCGGUUGAGCUACCAUUGCAUCCAGCAGUUUCCCAACCACUAUUGCCAACACCACAUCUACCGAACUACGAUUUUCCAGCUCAAAACCAACAGCCGCCCGAGCAGCUUUUUACCAACAGCAUGAUGAAACAGAAUGUUCGUUGGCGCAAGCAGCCACUUCCGGAUUUGUUCAUCGCAGUCAUCUCACUGAUAAGGGAACUUUCGCGAUCCGUAAGCUAUCCGGAGAUUAUAAAUACCCUGGCAAUAAGACUUCAACGUCCUGAAGUGGAACUGAAGCGUCAUGUACCCCAUACCCUGCAUUCGGCUGUGAAUAAUGGUUUUCUGAAGAAGGAGGGUAAUCGCUAUUCGUUAGUAUCCGAUAUGGAACAGGUGGAGAUCAUGAAACGUAAUCAGGAGGCCGCCAAGCGAGCCAAGGAGCUAGAGAAGGAGCCAUUAUCAUGGCGUAAGCGUUAGUUUAUAUAUAUUUAUAUAUAUAUAUACAGGGAGAGAGAGAGAGCGAAAGAGAGACCCAUUCCGGAUGCGAACCGUGUGUGCCAGCAUCCGCGCAUUAUCGAAGUACAUUCCUACUACAGCGACUAUAUUUUUGCAUCCCGCAUUCUGCAUUCCGCAUCCUGCACAUCCUGCACAUCCUACACAUUCCUCAUCGGCAUCUGCAUCUGCAUAUAAUUCGCUUUUAGUAUCCUUCGGCUUCAUAUCUUUUAUACUUGAGCUAGCACAGUGCUCGCGGCUGUGACCCCCUGUAGUCCUGUGAGUUGCACUUGCCCCGCCGCCCCCCUCCCCAGAGCCACGAGUUCUGUGCCGCCGCCGACGACGAACUCUGAAGAAAUGGUUUUACUGUACGUGAACUAUGUCCGACGGACCAGUGAGAUAUACGUGAUCCUUGAUCAGCUAACGAUAUACGAUAUCCACGGCCCGCCAAUGAGGUCACGUUGACAAAUGUAUAUAUAUAUAUAUAGAUAUAAAUCGUAUAUAUAUAAAUAUAUAUGUAUAUAUAUAUAUAUGAGAACCCAAUGGGGACGGCCCUUUGCCGGAAUGCUGCCUCCAGAGGAUGUUUCGUUGCCUGAUGUUGCCUUUUGCGUUCCGACAAACAAACAAACAAACAUAUAAAAUCGAGUUUUCCUGGUUCAGCGCUUUGUAAUUGAAAGCAAUUGGAUAAAUAAAAUUGUAGUUUAUCUCGAA